CGGAGCGCUCGGUAUCGCGGGUUGUUGCAGUGCGCGGGACGUCGUCGUUCGUCGUGCGUUUGUUUUUUUUCCGGUGUGCCCCUGCUGGCUGGCCUUUUGGCCAGAAGUGCUUUUAUUUUCCCACUCGCGUUCCGCCGUGCCGAACGUCGCUCUCCGACGGCAGCUUCGACGACUGUUGGUGCGCGGCAUUCUUCCCAAGAGUUCGUUCCUCGCCGACCAGAACAGAAGUCGGCGUAUUUGCCUUCUUUUGUUUCGCCCCCGCAUCUAUCUGUAUGUCCCCGUGAACGACCUCGUCUCGCCGUCGUCCAGACCGAGUCGCUGAGCCCGAGUCGCUCGCUACAAACACGCGCAGCUCGACGUUGCCUCCCCCUCUGCGCGCCUUGCGUAGUUGUGCGUGUGCUACAACUACGGGAGUCGUCGCAGCUACGACACCGGCGACGGGGCUCUGUGUGCGUGUCAAAGGUGCGCGAACGGUGCGACUACGGCGUGCUCCGUGGUGGGCGGCGGGGGCGCACGCUCGUCGUCGCUCGCCGCUGGUCGCUCCUGCCUGCCGGCAUGGCUGGCGCCGCACCACGGCUACUAUGAGGAUAACCUCAGCUGCGCCCUCAAGUCUCAGGCGGCCAGCAACGCUAGCAGCGCCGGCGUCGUUAGCAGCAGCCCGAGCCUGGUGGUCAGUAGUAGCCACCACCACCACCACCACAGCGGCGCUGGCGUCGGCGGCCACGGUGGCGUGAGCGGCGGUUGCCCCGCGCUGUGCCGCGCGUCGCGCGACGCCAUGGAAGAACAGGCCGGGCCCUGGCCCGGCUACGAGGGCCGGCAGGACCCGGCCGUGCUCGCCCAGGAGGACAUGGACAUGUUCUUCCACUCGCUGCAGGACGGCGCGGGCCCCGCCGCCGCCUCGUCGUACUACGGGAACCCCGCAGCCAGGGCCGUCCACGGCUACAGGACCGCCCACCCUCGUGUGCCGAGCAGCCAGGUGUGCCGGCCGCACUUCCACAGCCCGCUGCACCCGUGGAUCUCGGACACGGCCAAGGCGGCUGCGGCCGCGGCCAUGGUCCCGCACCACGGGGCGGCCGCCUGGUGCUCCCCGUUCCCGCCGGCCAAGCCGCAGCCCAGUCCGCCUACGGCGCCCUCGCACUCUAGUCCGCACCUGUUCAGCUUCCCGCCCACGCCGCCCAAGGACGCCACGCCGGACCCGGCCGCGGCCGAGGCCCCCGGCUACGCCACGGCCGCCGGCUGCGGCGAAGACCACAAGCCCGGCAUGCUCACGUCCCUGGCGGCCACGUCGUCCUGCGGCGGAGCGGGCAAGCGCGAAGGUAGCGGACCGUUCCCCGCCUCCUCGCCCCCUUACCCCCACCCGUACGUGCCCCACCCGGGCGCGCCGCCGUCCGAGCUGGCCGGCUACCACGGCUUCCACGCCGCACCCCUGCAGCUGGCCGCGGCCAAGCAGCACUCGUCCUCUUCGUCCAACGCACUUCAGGGACCCAACGGCUACGGCCAGGUCAGCAAGCCCCGAACCAAGGGACGUUCCAGCGCCGAGGGCAGAGAGUGCGUGAACUGUGGUGCGACGUCGACGCCGCUGUGGCGACGAGACGGCACCGGUCACUACCUGUGCAACGCAUGCGGUCUCUACCACAAAAUGAACGGCCAGAACAGGCCGCUCAUCAAGCCCAAGCGACGACUCUCUGCGGCGAGACGGGCCGGAACAAGCUGUGCCAACUGCAAGACGACCACGACGACCCUCUGGAGGCGCAACCAGAAUGGCGAACCCGUCUGCAAUGCCUGCGGUCUCUACUUCAAGCUGCACAAUGUGAACCGGCCGCUGACGAUGAAGAAGGAAGGCAUCCAGACGCGGAACCGCAAGCUGUCCUCCAAGAGCAAGAAGAAGAAGGGCGGGGCCGGCGGCCUGGCCAUGGGGCUGCCCGACUGCAUCAAACCCCUGGACAAGGGCUUCUCGAGCUUCUCGCCGACGGGCCACCAGUUCGCUUCGUCCAUGUCCAUGACCAUGAACCAUUACAUGCACCAGGGCAACAUGAACAUGCCCAUCUCCAUGGGCGGCACGUUCGUCACGUCGCCGCCCAUGCACAUGACCACGGCCACGAGCCUGUCCGGUCUCGGCCUCGGUCCGUCCACCGCUGGACUCAGCCUGGCCGCCUCCAACAGCAUGGUGGGCGCGAUGGCCUAGCAGCAGCUGCAACGUCACCCGCCGUGUCGGGACACCGAAGGCAGCAGCACCCCGAGUGCGGCCACGUGCUUCGAGUGCAAGAACUCGCCGCCGUGAGCAGUCAUCAUCGCAACCCCUCUCCUCCUCCUCCUCUCGCGUCACCUGCGUGAAACGAACGCUCUUUCGCGACUCGUCGCGAACACCUGUACAUACGAAGUCGAAACGGUACACGGAGGACUGAGAGAGACCUGAGAGAGGCUGACCGGACGGACAUCGUGGAAGCACACAGACAAGAGAGCUAUAGUAUAUCAACCUAAUCUAUCUUUCGUCACAAAGUACGUACUGCUACUACGUCGCGCGUGCGCGCGUGCGUCAUAUGUGUGUGCCUUCCGCCCGGACUCUAUACGCGGCGGGGUGUGACGUUGCGCGAGUGGAACUGCUUUCAAGUGUGGACAGUCCAGUGCGCGAGCGGAGCUGCCGAGGAGGACUCGUGCGGUACCGCUCGCGAUGCUUGUGCUGCCAGCCCCGACGCUAUGACCUUCAGCCCCACCUCGUCGCGCGCGGGGUGCUUCGCGGCGUUUGCUUUGAGUGGCGCGGCGAUGUGUGCAGAGGGACCACCACUCCAUGCAGAGAGUCGGCGCUGCCCGCGAGCGCAGCAGCCCACGCGUCGCAAUUUUCGUUUGCCCUGUUUCUUCGCGCCUCGCCUGUCCGGAGAUUGCUGUCACCGACUUUCACCUUGGCCGCUAACUGCGUGUGGAGUGAGUGGAUUCGGCGCGAGUGCUGACAGGGCUUCACGCAUAUACGCUGCAGAUAUUUCCCGAUGACACCUUGCGAGCUUGCGCCAAGAAUAUCGUUUACAAAAAAACGCAGCGCAUUGUUUACAUUGCAGUCAUAGAAGGUACUUUUCUAAGCUAGUGAAAUUGUCGUAGAGCGUGUUAUCGCCGACAGCCAUUCGAGACGAAAUCCCUUGAGAUACACGCGCAUGCGCAUGUUGAAAGUCAUCAACCGUCCUCUAAUUCUGUUGUAUGGUGCCCAUUCACAUAUUUAGCUUGGAACAACGCACUUAGUGCACGGUUCCAGAGUCAGCACAGCCUAAGUAACUGUUAGGCUCGAGCAUCACGUGAUGUGACGUCAUCUCGGACUACCUACGCUCCCGUCAUAACUACGCCUGGAGACGAAAACACACCAAGCGUCACCGGCGCCCUGCUUUGAAAGCACGGAGUGUAGGCCUUCUCAUAUAAACGCAAUAUCACGGGCAGCGCAGGCCUGAAUGUUCUCUCAAGAGCUGUUCCCGGAGUGCGAUUGUUCUGCGCUGACAAUGACACCGCGGUUCCAGCGUUUCAAAUAAUGAGACGAGCCUGGGUAGAUGUCUGUAUAUACACGGAUUUCAUUCAGCCUUUGUAUGCGUGUCCCUGUAAACGCUCGCGCCGAAGCGUCGUUCGCUCACUUUUGAAGAGCCCCACGCCGAUGACACGGCAUCCGAGAUCGCGAGCGUGCUGUUGCCGAUUUCGAAGGUCACGUUGUGAGGGCGCGCGCGUUUCUCACGCCGGGCCAGGUGGCGCUGUUCUCCUGCCCGAAAAAAAGAGAGAAAAAAGUGACGCUUUCCGGCAUUUACCGAGGACACUUCGUGAGACACGCCUGCACAGUUCUGAGGCAAGUCGGCUGUUGCAGUUCGCCAUGUCGGGGCAAAGAGCAAGCCCCCGGACCAGUCGUGUGUCCAGGUGCGCGAACCCCUCACGCACACACCCGUGCACACCAUACGGCUCGUAGUUAUCGCAGGCCUAAUCAAGUCCCCGCACGGGCACCUCUGGCCGAGAGCAGAUCGGCACACACUGUGUGUGACCACCCUUUGGACCCGCAGUCAAUAUCCCGUCGCUGGGAAGGAACGCACUGUAGAGAUUGUCGAGGCGCGACACCAAGGUUUUUUGUCUUGUGUACGUUCUCACAUCAACUUUUAGUUCUCUCGUGUGGAAAGCGUCCGACACUAGUUCGCAAUUAUUUGUUUUCGCGUCUUUUGUUUGAUUCAGUACGAGCGGAAGUGUGAAACGGGAAUUGAAAACAAAGAUUGGAUUCUUGUGAAAAAGGAAAGAAUAUAUACAUAUAUAGACAUGAAAGGGUAAAAAAAACUAUAGGUGUGAAAUGCACCUUCGGCUGUGACAGUUUACUUGAUCUCUCCAAGCAGCCCGACCACCCUGCAUUUUGAUUUAUGCGCGGUGGUUGUUGUGUGCAAUCAUCCUGUCGUGCGUGAGGCAGUACUGUACCAUGACGUUGCUGUGUUCGCGUAGGAGUGUCGUUGCCUAGAGCUCCUGGUAACGCCAGGGCCUACGGACCAGUGUUUUUACGAGAAGGACUUGUCUAAAGAAGUAUUCGUACAGAAGUACUUACAAGCUUUAUAGCGGCACCUCCCUGUAAAGAUAAGUUCAUUAUGCAACACAUAUAUGUCACAAAAAUAAAAGUCUCGGCAUCAAGAUUAUUCGAAUUUCCGCAUAAUGGACGCUUGCAAAAUAAUGCGGUGGUAUCGGUCGCGUACUCUGGCAAGUAACGCAAUGACAAAAGGGCAAGCCAAGAUAUCGAUGAAGAAAACUUACCACAACUGCUUAAAACAGGCCAGUUGGAAACAUCAGAGAUGUCGGUGUCGUUGUACAAAUUCAGGUUAUUCGACUUUUUGAUUUUCUAUUACCCUUACGUUGUUGCAAACCAAUAGGAAGCACACAGUGCGUGAUAAAGAACCGUGGUUGAUAUGAUCAUCACUGCGUAUGCGUACCUUAUCAUAUUUGCUAUCGGCAGUGGCUCGUGAACAGCACAAUACAGUGCGAACGAGAUAGCACCACUGCGGGAUCCGCCUUCAAACACUUGUGUUCAAAAAUUCGUUACAGGUCGUGACGUUAGAGGUGUUGUUAUUUAAGUCUUUUUUCUUUUUUUCUUUUUUUUUUUCGGCCGACGAAGGCCAGUGGUCGUUCGAGAAGCCAUCGAAUGACUGGGGAGAAAAAAAAUACUGUGAGCAUGUGUUCUUUUGUUUCUUUGUUUUUCUUGCUGCAAGUGUGCGUGAGUGAGUGAUAAAUGACGUGUACAUAUUUCACAAUGAAGAAGGACGCACAUGAAAGGCUCUGUGUUGCCUGCCAGUGCUCGGCAGGUGCUGAGUCACCGCAGUCCGGCUGCACCUCAUGACUGGAAAUAAACAAGAUCAGGUGCUAAAAGAAACAAAA
Molecule: messenger RNA, 5370 nt
Organism: Dermacentor andersoni
Lineage: Eukaryota; Metazoa; Arthropoda; Arachnida; Ixodida; Ixodidae
Product: GATA-binding factor 2-like
Biological process (GO): positive regulation of transcription by RNA polymerase II; cell fate commitment; negative regulation of transcription by RNA polymerase II
Cellular component (GO): nucleus
Molecular function (GO): zinc ion binding; RNA polymerase II cis-regulatory region sequence-specific DNA binding; DNA-binding transcription factor activity, RNA polymerase II-specific
Source: RefSeq, a predicted model, not a curated record